This is a messenger RNA of Quercus robur (English oak), 1906 nucleotides long. RefSeq names its product lipoyl synthase, chloroplastic-like. Bases 689 to 1591 code for a protein of 300 amino acids. Lineage: Eukaryota; Viridiplantae; Streptophyta; Magnoliopsida; Fagales; Fagaceae. Gene Ontology annotation, biological process: lipoate biosynthetic process. The record is from RefSeq and is a predicted model, not a curated record. The transcript has 9 exons. Gene Ontology annotation, molecular function: 4 iron, 4 sulfur cluster binding; ATP binding; lipoate synthase activity. Gene Ontology annotation, cellular component: mitochondrion.
GCAGCUCCAAAUGUAUUUGAGCUGCGUUCAAUAAAAAAAAACGCAGCUCCAAAUGUAUUUGAGCUGCGUUCAAUAAAACGCAGCUCCACAUAUGGUACUAAUUAAAUUUCAACACUAUUGAAAUUUCCCAAUCCCUAAUCUCAGCUCUCACUAUCUCAGCUCAACCUCCCAAUCCAUUCUCGCCGCCGUGCUCUCAACCCACUACCCACAAACCUCACGCCUCCUCCCUCAUCAAAACCCGAAAAAUUUGCUGACUGAAGAGACCCAAGCUCUUCACAUGGCCAUGAAACCUAAAACCCACAACGGAAAUGGCAACUCCAGCGACAACAACAGCUCUUCGAUGUCGGCGGCUACCUCAUCGUUCGCCCCAACGGCAGCUGUAUCAGACCGAUGCCCUUUUUGUUCUGCUUCUUUACCUUACUUGCACUCAAGAUUUUUACAGCAGAGCAGGUUUGAUGUGUAUCUAACUUUUCUGCACAGGCUUUUCCCCACAUAGAUCUUUCCUGUUCAUGAACUUUGUUGCUAUUAAUGAAGUGGAAUCAGAAACAUCCUCUUUAAUAUAAUUUUCUUUUCCCCACUUGAAGUUUCCUACUCAAUUCAUCUCUUUGCACCCAAACCCAUCUCUCUCUCUCUCUCUCUGAGUAAGCAACAAUGUUACCCACCACACUCUCUUCUCCUCACUCCACCAAUGUCACUCCCACUCCCUCUGUCUCUCCUCUCUCCUUCUUCUUCUUCUUCUUCCUUUCUUUCUCUCCCACCAUCUUCUUCUACCCAACGUCGUCGUCGUCUCAACUCUUUAUGCGUAUUUGGCGACACCCAUUUGACGAUAAGCCCAAAACCCAAGGGACUGAAGGUGAGGUGUUUGGUGAGUGAGCCUUUGAAGGUGAUGAUAUCAGGUGCACCAGCAUCGGGCAAAGGGACUCAGUGUGAGUUGAUAGUCCAGAAGGUUCAGGCACCUAUUGUGUGUGGUAUAUGUUCCCUUGGGUAUGAUCACGUGGAGAUUCUUGGACAUACUCUGAGACAAAUUGCUGGGGAGAAGGCUGGCAUCUUCAAGCAUGGGGUUCCAGCUUUUACUGUGUCUCAACCUGAUGAAGCAAUGAGUGUUCUUCAAGAAAAGGCUUCUCAAUUGGGUCAACUCAAGCCUGAGAUCAUGGUUGAGUGUUUAACUUCUGAUUUUCGGGGGGACUUGAAGGCUGUAGACGCUCUGGUACACUUAGGAUUGGAUGUGUUUGCCCACAACAUUGAGACUGUGAAACGGCUCCUGAGAAUUGUUAGAGAUCCUAGGGCUGGGUAUGCACAAAGCUUGUCAGUUUUAAGACAUGCAAAAAUCAACAAGGAGGGCAUGAUAACAAAAUCUUCUAUAAUGUUGGGCCUUGGAGAAUCUGAUGAUGAGUUGAAAGAAGCUAUGGCUGAUUUAAGGGCUAUUGAUGUUGAUAUUUUGACUCUUGGACAGUAUUUACAGCCAACUCCACUACACCUGACUAUCAAAGAAUAUGUCACCCCUGAAAAGUUUGCUUUCUGGAAGGAAUACGAGGAGUCCAUUGGAUUUCGUUAUGUAGCCAGUGGGACCACUGGUCCGAUCCUCAUAUAGAGCUGGUGAGCUUUUAGAGAUAAGGCUACCAACACUGCUGGCACAUCCUAUUGAUUUUUGGCUAUUGUGGACUUUCCAGUGGAUGGCUCAUGGCUGACAAGUUGACCACAAAUUGGUAAAUGAGAGCAGUAUGUAUUGGGGCAAAUGACUGUAAUGGUUGUCCUAAUUUAUUAUAAAGUAUAAAUUUUCCGGAUCUAGUAAAAAAUAUCUUCAUUUCUUUGAGGAUUUUAUGUUUUAUUUUAUUUUCAUUGUUUUGUUUUGCUGGUAAUUGGUUGGGAAUUGUUGAGUGUAGGCAAUUUGUUUUGUUGGUUCCAA